AUGGAUGAAACACAAGAUUCCACAGCGCCUGUCGGAUGCCAGCAUUAUAAGAGGAAAUGUGCCCUCAUCUCACCUUGUUGCAAAAAAAUCUAUACCUGUCGAGUUUGUCAUGAUGAUGAAGAAAAUCACCAGCUUGUGAGACAGGAAGUUCAAGAGGUCAAGUGUCUUAUUUGUGAAAGAGUUCAGAAGGUGGCUAGGUCUUGUGAGGGUGAGGAUUGUAAGACAGUGUUUGGAAGAUACUUCUGUGAGAAGUGUAGACUAUAUGAUGAUGAAAACAAGAAACAGUUCCACUGUGAUAAAUGUGGUCUAUGCAGAGUGGGUGGGGAUGAGAACUACUUCCAUUGUGAUACAUGUGGUGUGUGCCUUGCAAAGGAACUGAAAAAUGCCCACAAGUGUAUUGAGCAAGCUUCACGGUCAAAUUGUGCUGUAUGUUUAGAGGAUCUCCAUACAUCAAGGAUAGCUGCCCAUAUACCCCCAUGUGGCCAUCUCAUUCACUAUGCAUGUUUCAAAGAAAUGUUAAAGACUGGGAACUAUGCUUGCCCAACCUGCAACCAUUCAAUGGUCAAGAUGGACAAUGUUUGGGAACACAUUGAUGAGGAGAUUGCACAUACACCUAUGCCUGAGGAAUACAGGGAUUACAUAGUCCAAAUUCUCUGUCGUGACUGCCACAAGGAAAGCUCUGUACUGUUUCAUGUGCUAGGGUUGAAGUGCCAGCAAUGUGGUUCUUACAACACUUGUAGAACAGCAGACCCUGUGGAAGAUUCAAAUGAGGACAACGGAAAACCAAGUAACACAGACGGGUCAGGAGAUUCUGCCUCUUUCAGUCAGGAUUAAUCCACAUCUUAGAAAGCUUGAGCACUGUGAUAACAACUAUACACCAGAAAAAGUCCUAAAACUCUUAAUGUAACUGCUACAAUAGUGAUUCAGCCUCUUUUGUAUGACUCACAGAUUUAUACUUAAUCAAAACUGAAUUUGUUGGUUUUCAACACUGAACCUGCAUGUGUUGGUCUAUAUCAAAUCUGAGGUAUGAUUUUUACCAUUGAAACAACACAUGUUGGUCUAUAUCACAUUCGGAGUAUAAUUUUUCCACUGAAACAGAAAAUGUUAGUCUAUAUCACAUUUGGGGUAUACUUAUUACCACUGAAACAGAACAUGUGGUCUAUAAAAAAAUUGGGGUGUAAUUUUUACCACUGAAACAGAACAUGUUGGUCUAUAUCACAUUUGGGGUAUAAUUUUUACCACUGAAACAGAACAUGUUGGUCUAUAAAAAAAAUUGAGGUGUAAUUUUUACCACUGAAACAGAACAUGUUGGUCUAUA
This is a messenger RNA of Ylistrum balloti, 1318 nucleotides long. Its product is annotated as RING finger and CHY zinc finger domain-containing protein 1-like. Gene Ontology annotation, cellular component: nucleus. The transcript has 8 exons. Lineage: Eukaryota; Metazoa; Mollusca; Bivalvia; Pectinida; Pectinidae. The record is from RefSeq and is a predicted model, not a curated record. The coding region runs from base 1 to 834 and encodes 277 amino acids. Gene Ontology annotation, biological process: ubiquitin-dependent protein catabolic process; protein ubiquitination. Gene Ontology annotation, molecular function: zinc ion binding; ubiquitin protein ligase activity.